AUGGAAGGGUAUGGCGGUGAGCCCACCUCUGCUACAUAUCACAACAACCACCGCUCCUUCCCACUCUCGACACAUGGCCACCACAUCCUCUCCGAUCCACACAACAACGGUAGCCUGCCCAACCUCCUUCCCUCUUCUCCUUCUUCCGACCCAUCCUACCCUCCCAUCAUUUCACACUUUGACCCGACCACUCGGCUAUUGCACCAGGGCAACAUGUACAGCGGACGAGAGAUCGGCUACAGUCUCAGCGACACCAACCUCCCCGACAAACGGUCGAAGCGAGAUCUUGUUACCGACUGGUUGGAUCAGCAGACUAUUGUCGUCCCCUCUGACAUGGUCGAGGCACCAGAGCACCUCUCCCUCGUCCAGGAUGGUCCUGACAGUAACAUUGCGAACGAUAACGAGCCCUUGCAGCAGUUCCAUCAUCACCAUAAUGCACACCAUCACCAGCAGCAACAACAACAACAACAACAACAGAUACAGCACCAGAGACAAUCGUUCCCAGCACAAUUGGACCCCAACCAACUCUAUCAUCAGCAGUCCAUAAAUAACACUGGUGCUCAGCGGGAGCCUCGCCAACAACAACAGGGCCAACAAGAACAAGAACAAGGACAAGAGCAUUACCCCCGCGUCAUCCAACGCACAAAUGAGCUGUAUCCGGGCUCACGCUCAUCACUUUAUCGGUCCCCCUCUGCGUCGCGGCACAGCAUGGUGGCUCUAGACCAGCAGGAGCAGCAGCAACAAAGCUCAUCACCCUCAUUUUGGCGGGAGUCUCAAUCGCAUCUCCAAUCUCAGCAACAGCAGCAGUUUUCUCCCCACCAAUAUCGUCCUCAAUACCAACACUACCCCCAACAGCAACAGCAACACCCCCAUCCAGCUCACUAUGGUCACUACCAACAGCAAUACGCCCAGACUGCUGCUUCUCCUACUUAUCGCCCUCCGUACGAGCCCGUUGGAUAUGAGGAUCAGGACCAGCAGGACGCCAAUCAUCGUCGGUCGUUGUCGUUGAACAACUCAGGUGGUCGUCGAGUUGGUGGUAGAUCUAGGCCACAGUCGCAAGUCUAUCGCAAGGCGGCACCGGCGAGGUUUGAGAACUUGUCAAUGGCAGAGCAGGCUCGUCAGGAUCAUCAAAUGAGGAGACAGCACUACCAGCAACACUACCAUCAGCACCGUCAACAGCAGCACCAGCAACAACCUCAGCACCAACAUCAGCAUCAGCAGUACUAUCAUGCCCCGGGAUCUCGGCCACAGAGCAUGUACUCAAACGGCUAUGGCGCCGCUGCUUCUCCUCGUGCCUCGACUUCACAUAGAGAGAUGAACCAAUUUGUGCCACCUCGUCACCACCAGGCACACCCUCGUCCUCAUCUUCCUUCGAUUGUGGUGCACCAGCAUCAGCAACAUCGUCAUCCCUCGGAUCUUCGCCACUCGAUCGUGUCGUCUCCCAAGACCAGCAACGUGAGUCGGUCUGCCCAUGAUCUGGCCUGGGAGCGACACUGCUACUACCAACAACAGCAGAUACAGGAGGAUGCCUUAGCGGAGCGCAAGCUGAUCGAGCAGCAGCAACACGCGCAGCAGCAGAAGAGGCCGCAGCGACCAUUGUCGUCGGUCGAGGGUGGACUUCAGGUGCCUCUGCUUCUGGGUUCAUCGUCCCCGGUGGUCAGAACAAGUUCAAUGAGUCGCGUCUCUUCCAUCUCAACAACUGCAGUUACUGGCGGUAAUGCUGCCUCUACAAUCGGAAGGAGAACUGCUGUCGGGAAGGUGGCUCUUGGUUCGUCUGGUCUGUCGCGGUCUGUCUCGACUUCUGCGAUUACGGAUGCAAAAGCGAGAGCUGCCAAGAAGGACAAGUCGAGCCAUCCCAACCUCAAGAAGAGCGGCAAGGAGUUUUCUACGACAGAGAGCGAGACAAAGUCGUCAGCCAUGGAUUGCAAAUUCCUCCGCCUCUUCAGGAGUGACUCGAAGCUAUCGGCGAAAAAGACGGUGUCAGCAAAUACGGAGAGUCCAUCCACAUCAACGCAGGCUCAGAUCGCUUCUUCCAAGGAACAGUCUACGGUUCCUGUUAUUGUCACCAUCCAGCCUCUCGAUUCUAUUACACCAGCUUUAUCACCAGCAACGGCGACAACAGGACUGAAUCGCAGGAGGACCCUGAAGGAUCUUGCGCCUUCGAUCCGAUCCUUGGCCCGUCGAUGCUCAAGUCGUUUCAGUAGCAACAACUCUUCCAGUCGUCCCAACUCCUUUGCUGGAACCAGCAGUGACCCCAUGAUUCAGUUCGCGGAGGGGAAGGCUCUAGGAGGCGGCAACAACAGUCUCUUGAUGACCACCAGCUACUUGCCCCUCAAGUUGUCGUUGACCUCCCUCCCACGCUCGUUGGUGCCUGGACCUGAUGGCAUUGUCGAUCUUCAGCAGGCUGCUUCGCCAUCAUCGUCUUCUUCUUUGUCGGUGAAGUACUUCCCUCCAGCGUCUGCCAGCACCCCUUCCCUCUCCUUGUCGGACAUGCUACCAUCUCCUCCUCAAAAGGAACAGCAGGAGCAGCGUGUUCCUAUCCAUCGCAAGGUGACGCUCUUCCGAUCAAAGACCUUGUCCCUGGCCAAAUCUUCUCUCCGACUCACUUCACCCCCUCCUACUUCCCACGCCGACGACACAAUUGAUACGACACCUUCCAACGGCAUGACUGCUGCUGAUGACCACGAUGAUGACUAUAAUAACAACAACAGGAACAGUUCUACACGGUCUAACUCUCUCCCAUCUCGCCGUCGACGCCAACGCGACUCGUUGAGACUUGCCAACGGCCAUGGACUCGACUUUGACACCUUCCUCCCACCUACUACUACAGCCUCCAAUGUCACUACGUCUACUUCCGCGGAAGAUGAAGCCAGCGCUGUCGAGAAGUCCACCAACGAUUUGGAGUCUGCCCUGCCUGGCGCCGGUCUUGGCCGGUCCACUGCUCCCCCUGUCCUUCCCGCCAUCGUCACCACGGGAGGUCGCCUUGUGGACAUGGAACAGCAACAGAAAGCGCGACGCCAGAUUAUUUCGUUGUUGGCCAUGGGACGCAAGGGCCGCAUCUCUGCGAAGACUGGUCACAGCAUGAAGAGUGGUAGCAGCACAGCCUCGUCGCCUACGACUCCAACAACUGCCAGUACCCUCGCUACGUCUUUGAGUCAGUUGUCGCCCCUUGCUCUUGAAGCCCAGGAAGAUCUUUUUGUUAGCCCUGCUGCUGCUGAGGGGAAGAAGGGAGGCGAGGAGGACCCGUGUGAGAAGAUCGCGUUUAUGCUUGUCCCCAAGUCGCGGUAUGAGUUCCAACCCCUUGUCGUUGCCUAA
Molecule: messenger RNA, 3315 nt
Organism: Linnemannia hyalina
Lineage: Eukaryota; Fungi; Mortierellomycota; Mortierellomycetes; Mortierellales; Mortierellaceae
Source: the annotation of a GenBank genome assembly